CUGGGGGCUACGCUUGCGACUCGCUCGACUGCCGAUGGCGCGCUGCUGUAGUUUUGUGACCUUGCUGCAGUUGCUCUGGCUGGGCGCUCGCUUGAGCUGCGCCCAGAACUACUGCAAUCCCGCACUCUGCCCGGAAGGAGUGCGGCAUGUUGUCUGCGGGAAUAGUGGUCAAUUCGCGAGCGGCUGUCAGGGCGAGUUUGUCUCGCUCGAUGCUUACAUUCCGCUCAUCCUGAAGGAGCACAACGAUCGACGCAAUCUGGUCGCAGGCGGCGGACUGAGCGGCUUUCCGAGUGCCCUGCAUAUGGCGACGAUGUCGUGGGACUCGACGCUCGCCCAGGUGGCCGCCUACAACACGCUGCAGUGCCGCAUGGCGCACGACGAGUGCCGCAACACGAACACCUAUCGCUACUCCGGCCAGAAUCUGAGCAUUCUCUACACGCUCAACAUUGACACGGCGACAUUUCUGCGGGAUCGCAUCGCCGCCUGGUUCGACGAGUAUCAAUAUGCGACCAGUGCCGAUGUGGAGGUUUAUGUGCCGCGUGGCGGACCUGCCAUCGGCCACUUUACGACCAUGGUGAAUGAGCGCAACAAUCGCGUGGGCUGUGCCGUCGCCCGGUUCACGGACGCCAAUGGGCUGGAAAACACGCUCCUCGCCUGCAACUAUGCGGUCACAAAUGUGCUAAACAAUCCGAUCUAUCGGGCUGGACCACCGGCCUCCGAGUGUAUCAGGGGACGCAAUCCCAACUACACCAAUCUCUGUGCGGAGAGUGAGGAAUAUAGCUAUAAUACGUGGGCCGGCUAAUUUUCAUUUCCCUUUAAAUCCAACUCAAUUUCUCCUUCACUAAGAUUAUAUACCUUUAUUGUCCCAUGUAGGGGUUAGCCAUUAGUGUGAAAUUUCAAUUAAUGAAAUUCCAAGCUUUUUUACUGGGAUAAUACCAUAUUAUCCGUUCAUUUCCCCCCGUUUCAAACAUGUCAGCUGUGAGCACAAGCUAAGUAUCAGUAUACUGACUUAGCUGGGAUUUGAAAAAGUCUUUUAUGGUACUAUACUAUGGGCAAGCGUUUCAAUUCUAGAACCUAUGCUCGAAAGCAGUGAGAAAUACAUAAUUGUUCUCUGCCAUGUGUAUUUCAAUUUCCCUUUUAUUCACUAUAAACUAAAACCCAAGUUGGUUUGUGACUUAGCUAUAAAAUAUAAAAAUAUCCUAUGGCUUGUGCCGUAAAAGCCCAACGGUCUAAAGUAUCUAUUGACUUCCCUUUAUGAAAUAUUUACUAUAAAAAAAAAAAAGCCCAGUUGGUUUGUGACCUUGCUAAAAUAUACCAAAUAUCCUAUGACGUGCAAUGUAGUAUAAGCGCAACUUUAUCCGUGUAUAUCCCUUUAUAAAGCUUGUACUAUAAACAAAACCCUUUGCUCAAUUUGGUUGAUGGCUUGGCUAAAAACCCCACAAUA
Messenger RNA from Drosophila mojavensis, 1444 nucleotides. RefSeq names its product antigen 5 like allergen Cul n 1. Bases 35 to 802 code for a protein of 255 amino acids. The record is from RefSeq and is a predicted model, not a curated record. NCBI's taxonomy places the organism in Eukaryota, Metazoa, Arthropoda, Insecta, Diptera, Drosophilidae. The transcript is spliced from 3 exons.